UUCAUCAAGUGCUUUCGUCUUUAGAGUUUUAUCCAAUGAGAUUAUCUCAGUCAACAGUUCGCAUUCUAAGAGCAAGCACAAUGGAAUCUUCUAGCAUACUUUUGAUCCUUGUCGUCCUUGUGAUAGGCACGUCCACUUGCCUUGCACAGAUUCACUUCUCGCCCGACUGGGGUACAGGGAAGAGGGCGGUCUCCACUGUCACCGAGAAGGAAAUCCCACACUGCUGGCAGAUCGCGGACAAAGAAAUCAUCGAUAUCAUGCUUUUAAUACAGCGAACCGCAAAGAAACUCUCUUCCUGCCUGAAUACCUGCCCAGAACUGUGACGACAUGUGUGAAAGCAUUGGCUCAGCUGCAGCAGAGUUGAUUUGAUGAUGCUGAUCGCUUGGUCUUUAUACGCCUGAGAGCUCUACACUUUCGCCAAAGAACGCCAGACAAAAACACCAGACUUCCAGAUGUUACCGACUGCAGGAAAAUCCAAAGGAACUGAAAGUCUUACAGCUUGGUAGAGCCUCACAGAACUAUGUCGCAUUAUUUCUCAGACAAGUCGCCAUUAUAGUUUGUAGCAAAGUAAAAUCAUCCCAGGAGGUCAUUACCAUGAAUCGCAGUGGAAACAACUGAGGCUGUGAAUAACUAUAAAAUCAACGAAGUUUCCUUUCAAAUUGUAACUUUUAUAUCAACAAAAAGUGUUAAAAGGGUAGCCUUGGGAGCGGAAAAAUAAAGAAUAAAACAGAAUCUUGUUUAUUUUA
Molecule: messenger RNA, 746 nt
Organism: Aplysia californica (California sea hare)
Lineage: Eukaryota; Metazoa; Mollusca; Gastropoda; Aplysiida; Aplysiidae
Product: adipokinetic prohormone type 1-like
Exons: 4
Coding region: 36-323 (95 amino acids)
Molecular function (GO): hormone activity
Source: RefSeq, a predicted model, not a curated record